Molecule: messenger RNA, 1068 nt
Organism: Necator americanus (New World hookworm)
Lineage: Eukaryota; Metazoa; Nematoda; Chromadorea; Rhabditida; Ancylostomatidae
Exons: 9
Coding region: 1-1068 (355 amino acids)
Cellular component (GO): cytoplasm; nucleus
Molecular function (GO): protein serine/threonine phosphatase activity
Source: RefSeq, a predicted model, not a curated record
AUGGCCGAUACCGAUAAACUCAACUUGGACAACAUCAUUGCAAGACUUCUGGAAGUGCGAGGAUCCAAACCCGGAAAAAACGUACAACUGACGGAAAAUGAAAUCAAAGGACUAUGCAUAAAGUCUCGCGAAAUCUUCCUUAGUCAACCGAUUUUGCUGGAGUUGGAAGCUCCGCUUAAAAUUUGUGGUGAUGUCCAUGGUCAAUACUACGAUUUACUGAGGUUGUUUGAGUAUGGUGGUUUUCCUCCCGAGUCGAAUUAUUUAUUUCUGGGAGACUAUGUCGAUCGAGGAAAACAGUCUCUUGAGACUAUUUGCCUCCUCCUAGCCUACAAGAUCAAAUAUCCGGAGAAUUUCUUCCUUUUAAGAGGAAAUCACGAAUGUGCCUCCAUCAAUAGGAUAUACGGAUUCUAUGACGAGUGCAAACGUCGAUACAACAUAAAACUGUGGAAGACAUUCACGGAUUGUUUCAACUGCCUCCCCGUAGCAGCCAUAAUAGAUGAGAAGAUUUUCUGUUGCCAUGGUGGGCUGUCUCCUGACUUGCAAUCCAUGGAGCAGAUCCGCCGCAUCAUGCGCCCCACAGAUGUACCCGAUCAAGGCCUACUCUGUGAUCUUCUCUGGUCGGAUCCUGAUAAGGAUGUCACCGGUUGGGGCGAGAAUGACCGUGGCGUAUCUUUCACAUUUGGUCCAGAAGUGGUGGCUAAAUUCCUCCACAAACAUGACCUAGACCUCAUUUGUAGAGCUCACCAGGUCGUAGAGGACGGGUACGAGUUUUUCGCCAAACGUCAGUUAGUUACACUGUUCUCUGCGCCUAACUACUGUGGCGAAUUCGACAACGCCGGAUCGAUGAUGACUGUGGAUGAGACGCUUAUGUGUUCAUUCCAGAUAUUGAAACCGGCCGAAAAGAAGAAGUUCCCGUAUGGAGGUGUGGGCACAAAUCGACCGGUGACUCCACCUAGGAACACGCCAGCUGCUCAACCAAAGAAGGAAAAUGUCUAUGAUCUUUUCGUCCUUCAAUGUCUCGUCCUAUUUACAAAAAUGAUGGUUCGAAACCCGGAUUUACAGUUUUGA